Messenger RNA from Trypanosoma cruzi, 512 nucleotides. RefSeq lists its product as uncharacterized. The record is from RefSeq and is a predicted model, not a curated record. Gene Ontology annotation, molecular function: protein binding. The transcript has a single exon. Lineage: Eukaryota; Euglenozoa; Kinetoplastea; Trypanosomatida; Trypanosomatidae. The annotation marks the transcript as partial.
AUGUUGUUUUCCGCCCUAUUGCAAAUACGUGCACAUGCGCACAGGGGGGAGGGGGGGGGAAAGCGUGAGAGGGGUAUUGACGUGAGGAUGGCCAAGAAGGAAAAGAUACCGCCGCCAGGAACUAGCAAAGAUCCGACGACAAACUUCUACACAAGAAGGAAGUGGCGGACGGCACUUCUCCAGGCAACUCUUGAGCUGCAGGGGAGGAAAAUCAUCCCCCGCGGUGUCUUGAUCAUUGGUACGGCUCUCAUGAAGAACAAACAUGUGGUGCGCCUAGAUCUUUCGCAAAACAAUAUCGGUGAUGAGGGGGCCGUGACGAUGGCGGAGGUUCUUCGGAAAAAUGAAACCAUUCAAUAUUUGAAUCUUGCGCAGAACGGUAUUACAGACGUGGGAGGGAUAGCGCUGGCCAGUGCCUUCAUUCCAAAUGUCAAUCCCAAUGGGCAGCCCGGACAGUGGAACCGCAACUUGUUCACCAUCAUUCUGGCGGGAAAUGACUUGGGUGACGACACGCU